Molecule: messenger RNA, 852 nt
Organism: Trichomonas vaginalis G3
Lineage: Eukaryota; Parabasalia; Trichomonadida; Trichomonadidae
Product: protein ubiquitination
Exons: 1
Coding region: 1-852 (283 amino acids)
Source: RefSeq, a predicted model, not a curated record
AUGACAAGUUCAGAGCAGCCAAAAAAUGAAAAUUGGUUCAAUUGCUGUGGCCUUAAGCCAAUUAAUGUAUUCAAAUACCCUAGUCAAGCAUCAAAAAUUAUUUGGGGCGUCAAUUACAAUAAUAUUUUACAAACGUCAUCACAAAUUAUAGAACUUAUUAAAUCUAACAAAAUACCUAUCCAAAUGACACUUAACUUGAUUGAUAUUUUUUCACAAAUUCGUGAUAAAGAAAUUAAAUUAUUUUCAGAACUUUACCAAAAGAUAUCAAACGCAUUUUCAUACAUCAAUGAACCAGAAAAUGAGAAAUUGGCGACACUUCUACACUAUCAAGGUUUCAAAUUCGAAAACUUCAAACCGAAAAUGACAGAAGCAGAAAUUCUCAAUUUAUAUCCACAAAAAUCUCCUUUAUACUAUAUUGCAUGGGAUAAAGUUGAUGAUCUUAAAUGUAAAUUCCCAAAUCUUGAUAUUAAUCAGGAGACUAAUGAUAUCGCACCACUUGACUGUGCAAUUAGAUAUGGAUCAGAAUUGUGUUUCAUUUACUUGAAAAAUUUAGGAGCUCAAUACACUAGAUACUCCGAAAGAUAUGCUAUUCAAGGUGGAAAUAUUAACAUUUUUAUGCAAAUGAUAGAAGAUGGUAAAUCAUUUGAUAACAUGAUGAAUACAGCAUUGGAUUAUCGAAAAUAUGAAAUUGCCAGGUACCUUAAAUCCAAUUUAGGUCAAACAUUUGAUUCAAUUGCAGAAAAUAUGUAUUUCGGAAAUUAUGAUAUUGCCUCUUAUUUACUUUCUAAUGGAGAAGAUAUCAACAAAAUAUAUAACAUUCUCUUUCUUUUCAUUAUUAUCAUCGUUUUAUGA